Messenger RNA from Desarmillaria tabescens, 1872 nucleotides. RefSeq names its product fork head domain-containing protein. Gene Ontology annotation, molecular function: DNA-binding transcription factor activity; protein binding; sequence-specific DNA binding. Gene Ontology annotation, cellular component: nucleus. The record is from RefSeq and is a predicted model, not a curated record. Bases 1 to 1872 code for a protein of 623 amino acids. Gene Ontology annotation, biological process: regulation of ribosomal protein gene transcription by RNA polymerase II. NCBI's taxonomy places the organism in Eukaryota, Fungi, Basidiomycota, Agaricomycetes, Agaricales, Physalacriaceae. The transcript has 7 exons.
AUGUCCAAGGCUGCCGAUAAACCUUCCCAGCCGAAGAAGAUAUCCGCCUAUUAUUCUCUUGUCUUCCCGAAUUUCACUUUCUACAUCCAGACUCUGUCAAUCACUAUCGGUCGUCGAUGUAGUCCCAACCCUAAUGCAGCGGACGUCGAUGUGGACCUUGGUGCUCUCAAGAGCGUAUCACGGCUUCACGCCAGGAUAGAGUACGACGAAGAGGAGGACCGCUUCGUGCUUGUUGUCAUUGGACGCAAUGGGGCUUGGGUAGAUGGCGUCUGGUCCGGUAGCGGAACUAGAGCUCCUCUUGGUGAACGGUCCCAGAUCCAAAUUGCCUCUCGCACUUUUCAUUUCGUCUUGCCGCCACCACCGCCACCACCAGACGAUACACCCUCACCAAGUUCACCAUCAUCAUCUCCAUCACAUUCGCCUCCGCCUCGAGAAGUUAAGCUACCACCGCCGCCGCCGGAGCCUCAGCUACCUAAUUCUAAUGCUAUUACGCGAUACCUCCCAAACCUACCUUUACCUACUUCACAAUUAAUAUACCGUGCCAUUAAGGCUCUAGAUGGCAAGGCGACACUCCAGGAGAUAUGCACAUGGAUAAUGAAUGAAUUUGACUAUUAUCGCUAUACCGAUGGUAAUGCCUGGAUGAGCUCAGUGCGACACAACCUGUCUUCCAGUCGUGCAUUCAAGAAAAUGGAGAGGUGUGGAGGCGAUCGAGGGAAGGGUUUCUUUUGGUCUCUGGAUGAGGAGCAUCAGCACAUCAUCGAGGAACAGGAAGCAAAGGCGCAGCAAGCUGCCGCCGCUGGAAUGCAGUCGGGUACGGGGAAGGGAGACAAGGAGACCAAAGCUGCGAGAAAGAAGGAGAAGGGUGCGCCGGUAUCCGAGCCUCCAUUGAAACGGAGCAUCAAGGGUGAUACAAAGGGCUCAGCUUUACCUCCUCCAGUUGACUUCUAUUCCACUGCCAUUACCGGGAAAGACUGUUCCACCAGCUGUCCCAGGCACUACCGGAUGGAACAUCAGGGUUAUUCUGGGACACCUAUGAGUGGACCCAAUCCGUACGCAGCUCUGACUCAAUCUAAUUGGAGGAUGCACUCGCAGGUAGCCACAAUACCUGUUGUUACCGCAGCACCCACGACCACCCCGAAUACUACGACCAGUACACCGUCAGCAUCUGUUAAUCCUGCACCUGCUACUCCGACAAGCAAGCCAGUUCCUGCAGUCUUCAACUCUCUCCUACAGCAACCGCGAUCGCCUCGAAAUCGGCUACAUCGCUACCCCCUGUCACCUCUACGGUCCCUUCCUGCAAUACCAGAUAUACCCGUUCCCAUUGUUAUUGGCCCUAUUCCCCCAUCUCAUCAAGAUUAUUCGCCUUCUCAUCCAAACAAUUCAGCGAAGGAAGGAUAUAUGGUAUAUCACGAAGGCAAACUAUUAUUGGAUCCCAAGGUCUUCAGUAGCAUUACCGGAGACAUUCUAACCAGCUUAGAGCGAAUGGGAGCAGCGAAAGCCAUGGAAAUUUUGGCCGGACAUAUGAUCAGAGUAAUGAGAGAGCGGAGAGCCCGUGAGAGAAAGGCUGCGAGAGGACGGGGAAGAGGAGGGAAAGUUGCCGGGAAGUCGAAGAAAGAUGAUGCGAAUGGUAACCCGACUGCUCCAUUCACAACUGCGCCGUUGCCUGCUCGGGGUACCAGUGCGGUAGUGCAAGAUACUAAGCAGCUGCCCCCACCGCCUGUCAGUGGAGCGUCAACAGAACCUGGAUCGCCUAUUGUUGUUGUGGAUGGCUCUGACGACGAAGGACCUGCACCGAAGAAGAGGAGAGUAGAAGAAUCCGCUCCUUCACUGUCCGUUCCUAGUCCGGAUGUUACGAUGGUACCUCCCACCUAG